AAAUCAUAAUCUUCCCCGUCCUAACUCUAUCGACGGCCCGGAUCUCGUGGUGCAGGUACACCGUAGGAAAAACAAGCCUGUUUUCCCCUUUUUAAAACGAAAAAACCCAAAACCAGACAGGGCUUAUAGCUAGUUGGAAACACCCAUUCUCUCUUGAACUCCGUUAUAAUCAUGAGCAUCGAUUCUUAAGCGUCGCGGAAGCUCUCUCUCUCUCUCUCUCUCUCUCCUCCUCUCUGUGGCUUGGAUUGAUUCUCAUGUGUUUGUGGAAAGAUCAAAUAGUGUAGUUUCUGCGGGGUCGUUUUGCGCAGGAGGAAAUGUCGUCUGGAUUUCCCGGCGGCGGGGCGGACUUCUACGGCUCAGGCGGGAUCACCGGAAGAUCGAUCGCCAUGAACAACGCUCAAGCUUCCUACAGAUCGCAGCUCCCCGGAAUUCUCCUCGACCCAUCUUCCCAGAUCCCCCACCGACGGCCUGAUUUGAUUGGGAAGAGGACCCUGGCGGAGUUCCAAACUCAGAACCAGUACUACCUCCACCAGCAGCAGCAGCAGCAAGGGCUCGGCCUCCUUCUCCGGUCGGUGAAGCCGAGAACUUACCAUCAGACCUCCCCUAUUUCGCCCCUCUCACCGAUGGACUUCUCCGGCACAAUCCCGCCGGAAAUCGCCUCAGUUUCGCACUCGCCGGCGGCAUCCGGUAGGUACGGUUUGCCCCUCAUCCAGCAAGCACGGCAAUACCACGCCAACAACGGCGUGCCUUCUUGUAACGCUUCUCUCUCGGGCGUUUCGUACUCUAAUUUGAGUAAUUUCGCUCCGACGCGCGUCCCUACCCCUGAUUCGGAGCCCGACCGUGCGACGAAGAUGAUGAACACGCUCCAUGAGCUGGAGAAACAGCUCUUAGACGAUGCGGAGGACGGCGACGGCGGAGACGACGUCUCGGUAAUUACUAACAGCGAGUGGUCUGAAGCUAUACAGAACCUCAUGGUUGCCCCUACUAAUAGCAAUACUUUUGUAUCUCCGUCUCCUACGACUUCUACUACGUCGUCGUCGUCGAGUUCUUCCGUGGCUUCGUCGCCGCCGCAGAGUUCUCCGAAGCAAUCGCUCGUCGACGCCGCGUCCGCCAUGGCCGAGGGCAACGCGGAGAAGGCCCUCGAAAUUCUCACGCGCGUGACCCAAGUCCCCGGCGUGAACGGAAGCGCCGACCAGCAAGUGGGUUCUUACGUAGCUUCAGCCCUGCGGUGGCGCGUGAGCCCCACUGAGUAUCACGCGCCACCUGUGCUGGAGCUCUACGGUGGAGAGCACGCUGCUUCGUUGCAAGUGCUGUAUGAACUCUCUCCUUGCUUCAAGUUCGGGCUGUGGGCGGCGAACCACGCGAUUCUGGAAGCCACGUCGGACUUGCCGGACGUGAUUCACGUGAUAGAUUUUGACGCCGUCCACGCCGGCAGCAACGUGCAGUAUUUGAAUUUGGUUCAGGCGCUGGCGGCGCGUCAGAACGGGAAGCCAGUGGUGCUAACAAUCACGAGCGUUGCGGAGCACGGUAGUGGUGAUUGGGACGACGAGAAGCUGAGGAAAAUCGGCGAACGAGUCGGCGUCUGUGUGAAACUCAGGGCCGUGACUCAAGCUCUCUGCGAUCUGAGUCGGGACUCGCUGGGCUGCGGCCCGGAGGAGGCUGUGGUAGUGAAUUUAGCUUUCAAGCUUUACAGAAUGCCGGACGAGAGCGUGCGGACGGACAAUCCGAGGGACGAGUUGCUGCGGCGCGUGAAGGGGCUGAGGCCGCGCGUCGUGACGGUGGUGGAGCAGGAGAUGAACUGCAAUACGGCGCCGUUCACGGCGCGCGUGUCGGAGGUGUGCGCGUAUUACGGAGCGCUGUUCGACUCGCUGGACUCGACCAUGGCUCGGGAUAACCCGGAGCGAGUCAGGGUGGAAGAGGCGCUGGGUCGGAAGAUGGCCAACUCGGUUGCGUGCGAAGGGAAGGACCGUGUGGAAAGAUGCGAGAUGUUCGGGAAGUGGCGGGCCCGGCUGGGGAUGGCCGGGUUCGAGCCGAUACCGCUGAGUCAGAACGUCGCCGAAUUAUUCCAAUCCCGAGUCAACUCGAGGACACGUGGCAACAUGGGUUUCGCUGUUAAGGAAGAGACCGGAGGGAUCUGCUUUCGUUGGAUGGGACGGACUCUCACCGUCGCUUCUGCUUGGCGUUAAAUUCACUCUCUCUGUUUUGCGAGAUUAUUAAUUGUCAUAUUGUCAACUUUUUUUUUUUAUCGGAAAAGGAAAGAAAAGAAAAGAAAGGAAAGGAAAGGCCACCAAGGAGAAAAUAAAUUGGUGUUUGGAAUGAAGGAAAAUUCUGUAGAAUGUGAAUGUGUAAGGGAAGGGAAAGGCAGUGCAUUUAUUUAUGAUUUAUUUUGGAAUGGAAGGGAGUGUUUGGGUA
Malania oleifera is the source of this 2412-nucleotide messenger RNA. Its product is annotated as scarecrow-like protein 8. Gene Ontology annotation, molecular function: DNA-binding transcription factor activity; sequence-specific DNA binding. Bases 315 to 2186 code for a protein of 623 amino acids. The record is from RefSeq and is a predicted model, not a curated record. Gene Ontology annotation, biological process: regulation of DNA-templated transcription. Gene Ontology annotation, cellular component: nucleus. The transcript has a single exon. NCBI's taxonomy places the organism in Eukaryota, Viridiplantae, Streptophyta, Magnoliopsida, Santalales, Ximeniaceae.